AUGUCGACAACAACGGCAACAACAAAUAAUAAUAAUAAUAAUAAUUCAUCGGAUACUACUGAAUUGACACUUGAAAUACCUGUUUGGGUACAGGGUAAACGUAAAUGGGUAACUGGUAUAACAAAAAAGACAACAUUCGAUGAUCUCAUCUAUGCUUUAUUAGCUCAAGCUGAUUUACUUAAAGCAUCCGGAACAACAAAUUCAUCAUCAAACAAUAAUAUCACAGGUUAUGCUAUAGCUGAAUGUACACAAUUGACAGUAUCGUCAUUAUCAUCAUCAAAUAAUAAUGAUUGUGAAACACCAUCACUUAUCACUCAACGUGUUAUGAAAGGUCGUGCUAAAGUGAUAAAAGCAUAUAAAAAUUGGCAAUUUGAUAAAUUACCAUUAACAAUUCUUCAUCUUAUAUCAACAUCAUCAUUAAUUGAUAAUAACGCAUCAAUAUCAAAAUUUCGUUCAAAAAUUUUUCGUCGGUUUUUAUCAGCAAAAUCUCAAUCAAUAUCACCUGUACCAUCAUUACUUACAUCUUCACAAUCCGAUUCAUCAUUAGUAUCUAUUGGAAAUACUCAAGGACAAUCACAAAUAACUUGUCGUCGAAAAUCUUUAACUGAUAUACAUGAAAAUAUGAAUAUAAUUGAAAGACAAAAACGUUUACUUGAUUAUCUUGAUGAAAAAAUUCAUCAAACAGAAAAUUUUCUAACACCUAUUUCGAACAAUACACUAACAAGAAAUUCUUAUUUACAAGAAUCAUCUUUAAUAUUAAAUAAUGAAGUAACAUUAAAUGAUGUAUCACGUUUAUUUUCUCAUCAAUUUGAAGAACAAGAUCAACUUCUAUUUGCAACACAAUUAUGUAAUUCAAUAAUAAAUAUGCAAGAACGUAUUGAUGAAAAAACAAAUAUAUUAUAUGCUGUUGAACAAGCUAUAUCAAAUGAAUUAAAUCAUGUUUUACAUCAACAACAUUAUGAUAUAUUACCUUGUACAUUAUCAUCAAAUAUAAAUGAUAAUAAUUCUUCAAUAUCAAAUGAUUUAAUAACAUUAAAAAAUUCUAUAUAUCGCAGUAGAGAAUUAUCACGUAUACAAUCAAAAGAGAUGCAUGAUUUUGAUUUAUCAUUACGUGAAAUUGAAAUAUUACUUGCAACAAAAUAUGAUGAACUUAAAUAUCUUGAAUAUGAAACAUCACCAAAUUUUAUGACAACAUCAAGAUCUUUAACACCAAAUUAUUUAAUACAACAAAAUUUUCGAACAAAUAAUAUUGAUGAACAAUCAACAUAUGAUACACUUGAUAUAACAACAACAGCAACAAAUGUUGCAUUUUCUUCUAUGAAAGAAGCUGAUGAAGAUUCAGGAAUAAAUUCUUUAACAAGUGAUGAUAAUAAUAAUAAUCAUACAAUGUCUCUUAUACAUCAAAAACUUCAUACACAAAAUAGUCAACUCGAAACACUUGUCUAA
Molecule: messenger RNA, 1446 nt
Organism: Rotaria sp. Silwood2
Lineage: Eukaryota; Metazoa; Rotifera; Eurotatoria; Philodinida; Philodinidae
Source: the annotation of a GenBank genome assembly